UUUUUUUUCGUCCACAAAUUCUUGUAAUGUCUCCUCCUCCUGUUGCUUCUGGAAAAUCAGAAUCUGGUUUAGCACGUUUUGCAGGUAGUGCCAGUUCUGGUGUCCUUGAAUUAAUCAUUUUUCACCCUGUGGACACAGUGGCUAAACGUUUAAUGAGUAACCAAACAAAAAUUUGGUCUUCUGCUCGUACUUUUGGUGAAAAUAAGACUAUUAUUGAUCAAAUUAUUUUCAAGGAAGCAGCCAAUGCAGGAUUCUUAAAGAAAUAUGCAUCUCUUUUCCCAGGUCUUGGUUUUGCAGCAGGAUAUAAAGUCGCCCAAAGAGUUUAUAAAUUUGGUGGUCAACCUUUUGUUAAAGAUUAUUUGAAUCAACAUCACAAAGAUCUAUUUGUGAAUGCAUUUGGUGAGAAGACAGGUAAAACAAUGAUGCAUGCUACAGCAGGCAGUUUGGUCGGCAUUGGUGAAAUUGCAUUAUUGCCAUUAGAUGUUUUAAAGAUCAAGCGACAAACGAAUCCCGACGCAUUCCGUGGUCGUGGUUUCUUAAAGAUUGUAAAAGAUGAAGGUAUGGGUUUAUAUCGUGGUGCUGGUUGGACAGCAGCUCGUAAUGCCCCUGGUUCUUUUGCUCUCUUUGGUGGUUCUGCUUUUGUAAAAGAAUAUUUAUUUAGCUUAAGCGAUUACAGUCAAGCUACUUUCUUUCAAAACUUUUGUGCCUCUAUUGGUGGUGCUGUGGCUUCGAUUACGGUGGCUGCUCCUUUAGAUGUCGUAAAGACACGUAUUCAGAAUCGUAACUUUGAAAACCCUGAGUCUGGAUUCAAGAUUGUAAAGGAUCUUAUCAAGUAUGAAGGAUUCGGUGGCUUCUUUAAGGGUUUAACUCCCAAAAUCUUGGUGGUUGGUCCCAAGUUGAUUUUCAGUUUUACUGUUGCUCAACAAUUGAUUCCUGUCUUCCAUAAACUAUUUAACGGCAAAUAAAAAUUUGCAUUUGUAUGUAUCUCUUCUAUGUCAUCUCCUUUGUAGUAUAUGCAUGCACAUAUUAUUAGAUAAUAAUAAGUUUUCUUUUUUAUAACAAAAUAAAAAUAUCAAUUUUUGAUUGGUUUAAAUAACGUA
Cokeromyces recurvatus is the source of this 1100-nucleotide messenger RNA. RefSeq names its product mitochondrial carrier domain-containing protein. Bases 27 to 965 code for a protein of 312 amino acids. The record is from RefSeq and is a predicted model, not a curated record. NCBI's taxonomy places the organism in Eukaryota, Fungi, Mucoromycota, Mucoromycetes, Mucorales, Mucoraceae. Gene Ontology annotation, cellular component: mitochondrion. Gene Ontology annotation, molecular function: guanine nucleotide transmembrane transporter activity. The transcript has 4 exons.